AUGGAUGUGGAUAACACAAACGCAGCUCCGUUGCAUUUGGCUGCUGGAAAAGGAUACACCGAUGUGGUGAGGUUGUUAAUUAUGAUCGGAGCAAAUGGUGAGCAAAGGGACUCAAGAGGAAGGACACCGAUCUUUUACGCAUGCCUAGGCGGUCAAGCACAUACACUCAAAGUGAUGAUCGCAGAGUUGAACUGCAGAGCUGGCCAUACGGAUCAGCUCGGUCGAACCGCACUGCAUUGCGCCGCAUUCGGAGGCUUCACAGCAUGUGUCGAGGUGCUUCUCGACGAGUCGGAUUGUCCAAUCUAUAAGGAGGAUGUUGAUCAGAUGACUCCAUUGCAUAUCGCGUGUGAACGAGGCAAAUAUGAUUGUGUGAAACAUUUACUGCAGCAUGGAGCUGCCGUGAACGCUCUGUCCAAAAUCGAAGAUCUUACACCGUUGAGUUGUGCACACAUUAACGGACAUCAACAAAUUGCUGAUUUCUUGCUGCGAAAUGGAGCACUUUUCCCGAACCAAUUGCGCAAUUUGGCCGCUUUGAUCAUCCAAAAAUGGUGGAAGCAAUUACGAUAUGGUGAUCGUGUUGGCGGAAGGAGACGAUUCAUCGUUCGUGGACCAUCGCCACCUCGACAGACAACGGUUCGACGGCCGCGCAUCAUACAAGCCUAA
Messenger RNA from Anisakis simplex (herring worm), 663 nucleotides. Lineage: Eukaryota; Metazoa; Nematoda; Chromadorea; Rhabditida; Anisakidae. The record is from the annotation of a GenBank genome assembly.